Drosophila rhopaloa is the source of this 392-nucleotide messenger RNA. RefSeq lists its product as uncharacterized. The record is from RefSeq and is a predicted model, not a curated record. NCBI's taxonomy places the organism in Eukaryota, Metazoa, Arthropoda, Insecta, Diptera, Drosophilidae. The transcript has 2 exons. The coding region runs from base 2 to 268 and encodes 88 amino acids.
UAUGAAAUUAAGCGUUUUGUUUAUCGUGAUGCAGCUGCUCUUCCUGCUGGCCAUUCGGGCGAAUGACCUUUCACAGGAUCAGCAGGAUAUGCCAGCCAGUUGGCAGGAGUUGCAAAAUAAGUUGGCCCAUCCUUGGAGCACCCCAUGUAUUCGCAACUGCCUCGAGGAGAAUAACAUCCUUGUGGAUCGACCAAGCGAAUGUCGGCAGGUCGAGCAGCGAUUCGACUGUACUCUGCACUGCAUGUUUCACGCCGAGCAGCGCUAUUAAGCCAUAAAGUUUGAGUACAAAUACGCACAGAUCAAGGACAUCACGCGGAACAUCCGCAAGGCAGUGGUGGCCACAACGUUGUCGGAGUUGCGGGUGAAGGUGUCGGUGAAAUUCGAGCGGGCUC